UUUCGUUUUUUUUUUCGACGAAAAGGCAGGAGAGCUCGUGAUCGUUUCCUCUCACAUAAACCCUCCGUUAAACCCUGCAAACACUUACACACAUUUUUAUACAAUUACAUUUUGUUUUUAGUGAAACUUAUAGAGAAAUUCUUCUUCGUGCCCCAAAAUGGCGUUGGCGAGAAUAGCUAGAAACGGUUGCCAACAAUCCGGAGGUGCAACAGGUAGAUAUGCUAGAGUAGGGAGCAUGCUCGGUGAGGAAUUAUCAUCUGUGAGCAAGUCUCAUUCACCUUUCAGUGGAAGAUUCACAGCUUUCAACCAAAAUGUCACACCACAUAGCAGCAAUCUUCCGUUUUUCUCGACCACUGGUGGGCUUCCCACUGCAGCUCUUGGCAGUAGGGGGCUGAGGACAACCCCUCGAUAUGAAUAUGCUCACGCACAAGCUGCAGUCGAGGAAUCUGAUUCAGAAUGUGAGAAUCUUAAGUAUCCUACCCUUGAAGCAACAAAGCCCAGUGAGAAGCCUCGGGUGGUUGUUAUUGGCAGUGGGUGGGCUGCGUUUCGAUUCCUUAAAGGGCUCAACACCAAGGUAUAUGACAUUGUUUGUAUAUCGCCUAGGAAUCACAUGGUCUUCACGCCUUUGCUUGCCUCAACUUGCGUCGGAACCUUGGAGUUCCGUUCAGUAGCAGAGCCUGUUAAUCAGAUACAGAGCCUGUUAAAGUCACUCUCGCUCCCCAAGGCUCCCGGUGGAAGGAUUGGUAUCGAUGACUGGCUUCGAGUCCCAUCAGUCGAAGAUGUGUUCGCCAUUGGUGACUGCGCUGGAUUUGUUGAAGGGGUCGGGAGGCCAGUGCUUCCCGCUCUAGCUCAGGUUGCGGAGCGGCAAGGGAAGUAUCUAGUUGAGCUGUUCAACAGAGUAGGGAAACAGGGAGGAAAGGCCUCAUCCGGCAAAGAUAUUCCUCUGGGUGACCCGUUCGUCUACAAGCAUCUCAGAAGCAUGGCGUCUGUGGGACGCUACAAAGCCUUGGUCGAUCUCCGCCAGUCCAAGGAUGCAAAGGGUUUAUCACUAGCUGGCUUCCUAAGCUGGUUCAUCUGGCGCUCGGCCUAUCUCACGCGAGUGAUCAGCUGGAGAAACAGAUUUUACGUUGCCGUCAACUGGGCAACCACACUCGUUUUCGGCAGAGACAACUCCAGGAUCUAAUGUUGCAGCAUCUACCACAACUUGAAUUCUAUGAUGUUCUAUUUCUCUAAACUGUGUGCAAAAGAAAACACAUUGAGCAGCAGAAGCAUGCCCAUGUCAUAUAAACUAAAUAUUCACAAGUUCGAUAAAUUUAUUUCGUUAUGUCGUCA
Molecule: messenger RNA, 1332 nt
Organism: Salvia splendens (bonfire salvia)
Lineage: Eukaryota; Viridiplantae; Streptophyta; Magnoliopsida; Lamiales; Lamiaceae
Product: internal alternative NAD(P)H-ubiquinone oxidoreductase A2, mitochondrial
Exons: 5
Coding region: 158-1183 (341 amino acids)
Cellular component (GO): mitochondrion
Molecular function (GO): NADH dehydrogenase activity
Source: RefSeq, a predicted model, not a curated record